Molecule: messenger RNA, 2784 nt
Organism: Ostreococcus lucimarinus CCE9901
Lineage: Eukaryota; Viridiplantae; Chlorophyta; Mamiellophyceae; Mamiellales; Bathycoccaceae
Exons: 1
Coding region: 1-2784 (927 amino acids)
Source: RefSeq, a predicted model, not a curated record
AUGCCGCUGUGGCGACCGGCGCGCGAGCGGGACGCCGACGCGCCCGCGACGGUUCGCGAGACGGCGAUCGACCCGAGCGCGCCCAUCGGCGAGCUCACGACGUCGAUCGCGAUCAUCGAGCCCUCGGCGCCGCCGGCGAGCGAAAUCGAAACGCGCGAUGGAUUCGCGAAGCGCGACACGCGGUACGUGAGUUCGGCGGAGUCGUUCGAACGCGGGGACUUGACGCCGCUGUCGCUCGCGGAGACGUGCUGGGUGCUCGCGGCGACGUGCGCGCUGACGGCGUCGUACGUCGUCGCGUUUUCAUCCGUCAUUGGAUUUGGUUCGACGACGUUUCGAGUUUUACGACGGGAUCAAAAAGAAAACGUUCUGCUGGCCGUGAGCGCGGUGAUUGCGUUGAUGCUUUACGUCACGGAUGCUUCGCAUUGGAGAGGCGCUCGAACGCGCUUGGCGAGGGACGUCUUCGUGGGCGUCGCCGCGAUACUCGCCGCACUAUCCCUCGGCCUGAGCGCGUAUCGCUACCCUCAAGCGCCACCAACGCUGUAUUUAGUGGUGUCACCGCUCGUGUACUCGUAUAUGCGCACGAAAGUGUUCGCACAUCGAUCGCUGUCGAGCUAUCUGAGCGCGAUAGCUCGAAGCCUGUACGCGUGCGCCGGCAUCGUCGUCAUGUGCUUCUUCGUCGAGGCAUCGCGCGUGAACGCUUGGUGGUCGACGUCGUUGGAGCUCAAAUACCGUGACGCUAUUGGAUGCGAUUUGGACCUCUCCACCGACUGUCUAUCGGCGUACAUCAUGUGGUUUUCCCCGUGUCUAGCCGCGCUCGCGAGUUUAAUCUUCGCCACGUUUUGCGCGUUGCUGGCGUCUUCCAUGCGUUCAAACGACAAGCAAAAUGUGCUCAACUUCACGAUCAAGGCCUUCGGCUGCGGUUUAAUUUUCGUCUUUCUCGGAAUCUGGGUCGCCGUAUCCAUCGCGGGCGGCGCAAAACCGCUUUCAUCCAUCUUGGUGACGUUUUCCAUGGCGGCACUCGUCGUGCUCAGCGGCGCCCUCGUGGCGACGAUCGGACUCGACACCAUCACGUCCAAAGUCACGUCUGUGCCGUUGUUCGCGUCGAUCAUGAAUGCCGUGACGGAAAAAUACGCCAACGUGUUCAAGGCCAUCUUAAUUUCGACGCCGUUGACAUUUGCGUUUGCGCUGUACUUAGUGUUGUCCAUCGUCAAUCAACGCGUUCGCGCGAUGUUCGGCACGGCGCCGUCGGAGACGAGCGAUUCGCGUUGGUUCACCGCCAAGGUUGCCAAGCAAUUACAGGAGCUCCGCGAUUGGAAAUGGUCUCGUAUCAUGAUUAAUGUGCACUACUGGAUCGCUGUCGUUCUCGCCUUCCAAGUUAUCGCCGGUUCGUUCACGAUCGUCUUUCUGAGCUACUUGCGCGUGCAACUUGCGGCGAUUCCAAUCGCGCUCGUCUACUUCAUCUUCGCCCUCGUCGGAUUGGCGAUGUUUCUUAUUCCAAUCAUUCCUGGCUUACCGGUGUACCUUACGGGUGGAAUCAUUCUGACGGAUAAACCUCUGGUGAACGCCCUCGGCGGUGGCAGCCGUGGAUACGUGUGGGCGUGUUUCUGGGCCGUCGUGCUCUGCUUCGUCAUCAAGCUCCUCGCCGUCGUGAUGCAGCAAAAAGGCAUCGGCGAACGUCUUGGCAAUCGCGUGUGGAUUCGAAGUAUGGUGAACGUGAACAGUACCACGAUGCGAUCGAUUCGGUAUUUGCUCACUCGACCAGGCUUGAACUUUCCGAAAGUUGCAAUUCUCGUCGGUGGACCGGAUUGGCCCACGAGCGUGACGACUGGCAUCUUACGGCUGAGCGUACGAGAGAUGCUCAUCGGCACGCUGCCGGUGUUCUUUCUUAUCGCGCCUACGACGUUAGCUGGCGCGUUUAUGCUCAAGGCGUCGCACGCUGCGAACGCGAGCGGCAUUGACACACUCUGUCGCGAAACCGCCGUCUCUUCGCUCGCAACGGAUGAUACCAGCGCGUGGACGUCGAUCGCAGACAUCGGUUUGCUUUGCACCGGACUCGCGCAGGGGCUCGGGCUCGUCUCCGCGGCGUAUUACAUUGAAAAGACCGCCGUCGAAGCGCGCGAAGCGCUCGAUGACAUACCAUACGACGAAGAAGUCCUCGAGGUUGAACGCGAGGAAGCGCAUCGAAACGAACUCUUGCGCGCAAUCUUGCAGUGGGACGAAUUGUCCAAAACAUCGCGGCGAGCCCUCCUCGCGAGUACGCUCAUCGUCAUCGCCGCUUUUUGGGGCAUCAUGUUUGGGCCGUUUUUCCUCGGCGAAGAAGCCAUCGUGCGCGAGUACCUUCUCACGGAUUGCGUGUCCACGCGGUUGAACGGGAAAGCGUGGAACAUUAUGACGUCGCUUGGCUGGGCUUUGCUCGCCGUCGUGUGCGCGUCGCUCUUCGUCGUCUCGCGCGUGAACGCGAAUGCAAAAUAUGACGUCGAUGCCAUCAUUGCGGAUGAAGAAGCCUUCAUGAAAGAGCUCGAGGGAACGCCCAAACGAGUGUGGGACAAGUGCCCGAAUCACGACGAGGCGAUAAACGAGGAAAAGUUUCGCGAGAGGAUCGCCGCCGCCCUGACGACGAUGUCGCGCAGCCAAAUCAAAAGAGUCGAUGAAACGAUGACAGAGCGCGAGCUCGCGCCGUUCUCUGAUGAGACGAAGAAGUUCAUCCUCGAGAGCAUCGAGAGCGCUUUGAGCGCGCGCAAUAAGGCGUCUGAAACCAACGCCGGCGCCGCGCCGUCGGCUUAA